AUGAACGUGAUCCUCUUUGGCGACCAGACGGCGGAUCCUCAGCAGUUCUUGACGAAGGUCCUGCGCCGCAAAGGAUCUCCCCUCCUCUCCUCAUUCUUGGAGCAAGCACAGGUCGUCCUUCAAGAAGAGGUGUCGUCUCAAUCACCCAGCCAUCGGCGGGAGCUGCCUGCCUUUUCGAAUAUUGCCGAGCUUGUUGAGAGAUACUACAAAGCCGAUCGACCCAAUAUUGCGAUUGAGAGCACCGUCACCUGCUUGGCCCAGUUGGUUCAUUUCAUAGGAUACUACGAACAAUACCCUCUCGAGUAUCCUCGAUCCGCUAGCUCACAGAUUCUGGGGAUCUGCACUGGACUCCUCUCCGCAUCUGUUGCUGCUUCGAGCAACUCCCUGUCCUCCUUUGUACCCCUCGCAGUGCAGGCAGUGCGAAUUGCUUUCCGAACAGGCUCAAGAGUCUCAACUAUUGCAGAACAACUGGAGCGCACAACAGACCAGUCGAAAACAUGGUCCACUGUAGUUGUUGGGAUCACUCGAGACGAUGCAGAGAUCGCUCUAGCGGAAUUCAACCGUGCACACGGUCUUUCAAAGUCCAAGUGUCUCUACACCAGCGCUGUGGGGUCUAUGUCCGUGACAAUCAGCGGACCACCAUCCGUGCGCGAUCGCCUCUUCGAUACAUCACUUCCCUUCCAAAAUCUUCAGCGAAGGGAAAUCCCAAUCAAAGGACCUUACCAUGCGGCCCAUCUUUACAAUGCAUUGGAUGUGGACAGAAUCAUUGACGCGGAUAUUGCUAGUCGCCUGGAGAAAUAUUCAGUGAUACACCCGGUCACGGGAAUGUCACAGUCGGGCUCUACAUUGGAGCUUUUCCAAGACUGCAUUCGGGACAUUCUGUGCAACCAAGUUCAGUGGGAAGCACAAGUUAAAGCUUGUGUUGCAGCAGUCCGUUCAUCAUCUGCCUCUGGGGUCAGGGUCCUUGCCAUGGGACCAACUGCACUCGCCAAUCCCCUCGUAUCGGCCUUGAAGGUGGGAGGCGGUCUAUCCAUAAUUUUGGAGGAUGGGGUGUCUUUCUUGGCUCAAAAUCGACUGCCCAAAGCACCUAUGGGUGAACUCAGGAACUCCAAGAUCGCAAUCAUCGGAAUGGCUGGCAGGUUCCCAAAUGCCGCAGACCAUGAGGCUUUCUGGGAUCUGCUUGUGCAAGGGCUUGAUGUUCAUCGCGAGAUACCUGGUGACCGCUUUGAUGCCCAAGCACACUGUGAUCCAACUGGAAAAGGCAGGAACAAGAGUCAUACCCCAUAUGGCUGCUUCAUCGACAGUCCUGGCUUAUUCGACCCCCGGUUCUUCAACAUGUCUCCACGGGAAGCUACCAAAACCGAUCCGAUGCAGAGGUUGGCUUUGUCCACCGCUUAUGAGGCUAUGGAGCAGAGCGGCUUCGUCUCUGAUCGCACACCGUCCACAAUGAAGCACCGUGUUGCUACUUAUUAUGGACAGACUAGCGACGACUGGCGUGAAAUCAAUGCCGCUCAGGAUAUUGAUACCUAUUUCAUCACUGGUGGCGUCAGAGCUUUUGGACCCGGCCGAAUCAACUACCACUUCGGGUUCAGCGGACCAUCUUUCAGUGUUGAUACAGCAUGCUCUAGCAGCUUUGCUGCGAUCCAAUUAGCCUGCACAUCAUUGAGAGCCGGCGAGUGCGAUACAGCAUUUACUGGCGGCAUGAACAUUUUGAGCAAUCCCGACAUCUUCAGCGGGCUUUCCAAGGGACAGUUCUUAUCGAAGACUGGAUCUUGCAAGACCUAUGACGCAGGUGCGGAUGGUUAUUGCCGUGGCGAUGGUGUUGUCACUUUGAUUCUCAAACGGCUCGAUGAUGCAAUUGCAGAGAACGAUCCGAUUCUCGGUGUUAUCAACGGUAUCGCAACAAAUCACAGCGCAGAGGCUGUCUCAAUCACCCACCCGCAUGCCGGAGCCCAGAAGUUCCUGUUUCAGAAGGUCAUGGACGAGGCUGAGGUCGACGUCCGGUCGGUGAACUACGUCGAGAUGCACGGGACUGGGACACAAGCUGGCGACGGAGUAGAGAUGGAUUCAGUGUCUUCAGUCUUUGCUCCUACGGCCGCAAGUAAGAGGAUGCGUGGUAAGGACCAGCCGCUGUUUGUUGGGUCUGUCAAGUCUAAUAUUGGACACGGAGAAGCAGUCUCUGGGGCCUGUGCGAUGGUGAAGGUUCUGAUGAUGUUUCAGAAGAACUUGAUUCCACCGCAUUGUGGAGUCAAAACCUCGAUCAAUCCGGCUUUCCCUAAAGAUCUCAAAGAGCGAUCUUUGGAUAUUGCUUUCAAACCUACGCCAUUUGUCCGAUCUGCAGAAUCCCCUCGCUACGUCUUUAUCAAUAAUUUCAGCGCUGCGGGAGGGAACACCGCGCUGUUGCUUGAGGACGCACCGAGGAAGCCAUUGUUGAAGAUCGACCCUCGGUCCAGCCACCUCGUGAUCAUCACUGCCAAAUCCCUGUCUUCAUUCAAACAGAAUGCAAAGAGGCUUCUGGCGUGGGCAAGUGACAAGAAUGAUUCAAUCCUUCCCAGUCUGGCAUACACAACAACAGCACGACGCAACCAUUACCCUUACCGCCUCGCGUUUGAAGCGAAUACCAUGAGUCAUGUCCGUAAUACUCUGGGCCCUCUGAUCGAGGCUUCCCGGGCCCCAAUCUCUUCCAGCAAGAAGCCUUCUGUGGCUUUCAGCUUCACUGGUCAAGGUUCUCACUACCUUGGGAUGGGCAAGACACUUUUUGAAGAUGUGCCUCAAUUCCGUCGAGAUAUCGAGGACUUCGACCAAAUCGCUACCAGCCACGACUUCCCCUCUUUCAUCGGCCUCAUCGAUGGCAGCAUUGCUGAUCUUGCUACCGUAUCCCCUGUCGUCACUCAACUUGCGAUUGCGUGCCUCGAGAUGGCCAUCGCCAAGCUCUGGGACUCUUGGGGAGUCAAACCAUCUGUUGUCAUCGGACACUCUUUGGGUGAGUACGCAGCCCUUCAGGUCGCCGGGGUUAUAUCAGUAGUCGACACCAUUCUUCUCGUAGGACACCGUGCGCAACUUCUGGUCUCGAAGUGUGCCAUGGGUAGUCACGGCAUGCUGGCAGUGCGAGCCAGUCUCUCUACGAUAGAGCCAAUGAUUUCUCACAUUCCUGUCGAGAAGGCUUGCCACAAUGGUCCAGAAGAUCUCGUUUUCUCCGGUACAGUCGAUAGCAUCGAGCAACUCAGAGAGACCUUGACGGCAGCUGGGUUCAAAGCGACUAAGCUCAAUGUCCCCUACGCUUUUCACUCAGCCCAGGUCGACCCUAUACUUGAGGACUUCAAGCAGCUCGCCAAAGCCAUUGUUUUCCAUCAGCCACGUGUACCAGUCAUCUCCACUUGCCUAGGCAGUGUUGUUUCACAAUCGGAUAUUUUCGGGCCAGAAUACCUUGCCAGACACUGCAGAGAGAGUGUGAACUUCUUUGGUGGUAUCAGCUCUGCCCUUGACAGCGGCUUUAUCAGCAGCGAGAGUGCCUGGAUCGAGGUUGGUCCUCAUCCAAUCUGCUCCAAUAUGGUCAAGAGUACCCUUGGAAAGGAGACUACCGCCGUACCAUCCCUUAAUCGUAAUGACAAUCCCUGGAAGACACUCUCGAGCAGCUUGUCGUCGCUCUUCAACAUGGGCGUACGCAUUGACUGGUCUGAGUAUCACCGUGACUUUAGCCAAUCCCAUGAGGUUCUGCCGCUUCCAUCAUACGCCUACGACGACAAGAACUAUUGGAUCGACUACGUUGGUAAUUGGACUCUGACGAAGGGUGACACUUUCAAGGCUGCACCACCAGUCAAGCCGAAGUUCUCAACAACCUCGAUACAGAAGAUCACUCACGAGCAAAUUGACUUCGACUCCGCGGUCGUUACUGCCGAAUCAGAUCUUGCUGAGCCGCUACUACGUGCCGUGGUUGAGGGGCACUCAGUCGCCGGUGCUGGUCUUUGUCCGUCGACGCUCCUAGCAGAUAUGGCUAUGACACUUUGUGAUUACGCCUACAAAACUGCCAGGCCGGAUGCCCCUAAACCAUACGUCAACAUCAUGAACAUGGAGAAUCACAAGACUCUGAUCCUCAAUGUCACAAAGAGCUCCCCUAGCCAGAUUGUCAGAGUUGAGGCCAAACUAGACUUCGCUUCCGGAAAGGGUGAAAUGUUCUUCCGGGCCGUUGGGUCUGAUGGAAGCCUCGUUGAUCACUCAAGAUGCGACAUCAAUUAUGAAGACCCGGCCGCAUGGACCAAGGAGUGGGAGAGGCAGAAGUUCCUCGUCCAAACCCGUGUUGAUAUGUUGAAGAAUGGGGGCAAGGGUAUCCAUACUGUCCAGCGAGGAUUGGCUUACAAGCUUUUCUCUGCCCUUGUCACUUACGACGACAAAUUCCGAGGGAUGGAGGAAGUCAUAUUGAAUAGCGAUGCAUUGGAAGCAACUUCCGUUGUCAACUUCCAGGCAAGCAGCAAGGAUGGCAACUUCUUCAUGAGCCCCUACUUUAUCGACAGUGUUUGUCACAUCACCGGCUUCAUUAUGAAUGCCAACGAUGCUGUGGAUUCCAAGAAGCAGGUCUACAUUUCUCAUGGCUGGGAAACACUGCGAUUCGCGAAGCCCCUCGAAGCCGAUAAGCAAUACAGAUCUUACUGCAGAAUGCAGCCUGUUGCUGGAGCUGGCAAAAUGGUUGCUGGUGAUGUCUAUGUCUUCGAAGGAGAUGAUAUCAUUGGAGUUGCUGGUGGUGUCAGAUUUCAAUGUGUGCCACGAGCCCUGCUUGAUACCCUUCUGUCGCCAGCGAAGAGCAAGGCGGAUUCCACCCCAACCAUGCCAGCACCAGUCUCGAAGGUCAAGCAGCAGACCGUACCCAAGACCAGGACCAGCACAAAGAGCCGAAUUUCAGCAGCUGCCGAAAAACUCUCCUCUGCUCAGGCAGUCAAAGCCACGAAAGAGUCAGAAGCAAAAAAUCUGGAAGUCGUGGUCACUAGCAAUCUGGUUGCCAAAGCUAUGCAGAUUAUUGCCGAUGAAGUCGGUUGUGAGAUGUCCGAACUUGCAGAUCCUAUUGAGUUGUCCGAUCUCGGUGUCGACUCACUGAUGGCACUCACUAUUUCGGGUAGAUUCCGCGAAGAAUUGGAGCUUGACUUUUCCAGUACUGUCUUCAACGACUUAUCUACAAUCUCUCACCUCAAAUCUCAUCUGCGCCAGUUCGAGAGUGUCAGCGAGUCCUCCGCAGGAUCUUCGGGAAUGUCAACACCAGACAUGGUUGACUCGGACACUAGCGACUCCGAGUAUUCAUACAAUUCGGAUAACGAGGCAAUGAUCGAGGAAUUGAACGAAAAUGAUGAAUCUGAGGAAUCGGAUCUCAUUCACACCAUUCGCUCAACCAUUGCUGAAGAGAUGGGAGUCGAGCUGGAGGAAAUCACGGACAACACAGACCUGGCCACCAUGGGAAUGGACUCUCUGAUGUCUUUGAGCAUCCUCGGCGCAUUGAGAGAAAAGACGGGCUUGACGAUGAAUUCUGACCUGCUGGUCAGUAAUACAUCGAUCGACAUGAUUGAGACAUCUCUGGGCCUCCGAAAGGCCAAGUCCCAAGUAGCAUCUCUCGCCCUGAACCCCUCCGUCCUCAAGGCAUCAGUUCCACUGCCGAUGCCUACGCCCAAAGCAGAAAGAUUCUCGACGGCAUCUUAUCCCCCAGCAAGCUCCAUUCUCCUUCAGGGCAACCCCAGAACGGCGCAACAUACCCUCUUCCUUUUGCCUGACGGAUCUGGCUCGGCAACUUCAUACGCCCCAAUUCCCGAUAUUGCUGCUUCUGACCUUAUCGUCUACGGUCUCAACUGUCCGUUCAUGAAGACGCCCGAAGACUUUACCAUCGGCGUCGCAGCAGUGUGCCAGAUCUACAUGGCUGAGAUUCAACGCCGCCAGCCAAAGGGCCCUUACAAGCUUGGUGGUUGGUCAGCGGGAGGAGUGCUUGCUUACGAGAUGACUCGACAGUUCAUCCGCAAGGGUGAGACGGUCGAGAGACUUCUCUUGAUAGACUCUCCCUGCCCUGUGAAGCUGGAAGCUCUACCAUCUUCAUUCCACCGUUACUGCGACAAGAUUGGUCUCCUCGGCAAGCCUGGCGCCAAGAUCCCCAGCUGGCUGCUGCCACAUUUUGCCUCUGCCGUCCGGGAACUGACAAACUACUCUGAUAGUUUGGGGGAUGCGAAUGAUAUUGAUGUGUCGAAGAUGCCUCCCACCACAGCGAUCUGGGCUCGUGAUGGCAUCGUCCAUCUGGAGACCGACCCAAAGCCUGAGUGGGACCCUGCUGUGCCCAUGCCAAACUCCAUGGACUGGCUUACCCACAACCGCACCGAUCUCGGCCCCAACGGCUGGGAAAAGCUGGUCGGCGCUGAGAAUAUCGAAUGUCAGAGCACGGCAGGGAAUCACUUCACCAUGAUGAGACAGCCAGUCACGGCAGAACUGGCAGCCUUGAUGAAAGCGGCUCUCAAGCUAUAG
Molecule: messenger RNA, 6489 nt
Organism: Drepanopeziza brunnea f. sp. 'multigermtubi' MB_m1
Lineage: Eukaryota; Fungi; Ascomycota; Leotiomycetes; Helotiales; Drepanopezizaceae
Biological process (GO): fatty acid biosynthetic process; secondary metabolite biosynthetic process
Molecular function (GO): fatty acid synthase activity; phosphopantetheine binding; 3-oxoacyl-[acyl-carrier-protein] synthase activity
Source: RefSeq, a predicted model, not a curated record